GGAGGUGGGUCUAUUUAGGAGGCGGACACGGGAGGUGGGAGCGCAACUAAACUUCGGUGCUCCUCAAUGAUUAUUAGAAGUAACUUAGAAAUUGCUCAACAGUCAACAACGAAAGUCACAGGGUGAGUGAGCAGAAUACACGGGAACGAAAUAAACCCCUGCAGUUAACUUAAAGGCAAUCGUCACAUCUCAAUUGAAUUUAUCAGCACAAUAUAUGGAAAAUAUUCAGAAUCAUCUCUCAGCUGAUGGUAAACUAACUAUAGAACUCACUCCGCUUCGCUUUCUAGUUCAAUUUACGAGAAUUUAACGCGACUGCAGCUGCAACUUCGCCACUCUUUACUUGUUUAUUCGGAAAAUCAUUAAAGUGGCCUAUAAAUGCAACGCUGUUUAAUAUAUGAGAAGACAAUGGCACCAGAGACAAGGAACGGAGGAAGUUCUUCCCUGAAUAACAACAACAGUAAAGACAACAGCAGGAAAAAGUUCCUGGUCGGCGUGGAUCUCUUCUGCUUGUUUUUAGCCGGCCUGCCUUUCCUGAUCAUAGAAACUAGUGCUGUACAGCCCUACCGCCGAGGCUUUUACUGCAACGAUGAGUCCAUCAAGUACCCGGCCAAACACGGAGACACCAUAAGCGACGCUGUGCUUUCUGCUGCUGGCAUUCUUAUCACCAUCCUUUCUAUCAUCAUUGGUGAGAGCUACAUGAUCUACUACCUGAACGAGGGCUCCAAGUCCUUCGUGGGGAACCCCUACAUCUCCGCCCUCUACAAGCAGGUGGGCGUGUUCAUCUUUGGCUGCGCAGUCAGUCAAUCGUUCACGGACAUUGCCAAGGUAUCGGUGGGCCGCAUGCGACCCCACUUCCUGGACGUGUGCAGGCCCGACUGGUCCACCAUCAACUGUUCUUUGGGCUACAUCACAGACUACCAGUGUAAUGGACCCGAGAGCAAAGUCCAGGAAGCCAGGAAGUCGUUCUUCUCUGGCCAUGCGUCCUUUUCAAUGUACACCAUGCUGUAUUUGGUGUUCUACCUGCAGUCCAGGUUCACCUGGCGUGGAGCCCGUCUCCUGCGCCCCCUGACCCAGUUCACCCUCAUCAUGAUGUCUUUCUACACCGGCCUGUCCCGCGUCUCCGACCACAAGCACCACCCCACCGAUGUCCUGGCUGGAUUCGCACAGGGAGCCCUGGUGGCCUACAGCAUAGUGUUUUUCGUAUCUGACCUGUUCAAGCCCAAAGGCAGAAGUUCAGCUCUACCAGUGACACCAUUAAAGAACCCCAACAACCCCACGGCAGACAUCAGAGAGAGGAGCAACCACCUCACCAUGGCAUAGUASAGACCACUAGAGUACAGCUACCUUCCUCUGUAGGUUUUAAACAUCCCUUAUUUCAUCUACUGGUCUGUACUGGAUAUGUUAAACAACCAAAGCAGCAAGACUGCCAACUGACAUGUCUGCAAGGCACAGAGAAAUAAUGAGCUAUGGAGAACUUACUUUGGAAAGAAGAGGAGAGACACAAACAACACACACACGCCGUUUGAACAGCCAGCAACAUCCAUGUUUCUCACCAUCUCAUCUGACAUGUGAAUGUGGAAGAGUGUGGGGAGAGAAUUCAUAUUUUGCUUUAAUUACCCAAGAUCUCUACAUCAAACCUGGUGCUUUGCAGAUUAACUUUAUCUGGAUCUGCAGACAAGGAAGUUUCACAGACAGAAUCAUGAAGGAAGGAGAGAAGGAAACGAACAGCUGUGGAACGUGAUAAUGUCUGCUUGGCUUCAGGCACCAUGGAGACUGGCUAAUAAUACCAUUCACACACAUACUUUGUGCAUAUGAGAUACAAACUCAUGAACAGGAACAAAUUCCUUGAUUAGAGGAAGGAUGUUUUUUCUUUAAUAAAUAACCUUCGUUAUAAGUUCGAGCUAUAGCACUAUAUCCAAACUCAAUAUUUUAUUUAAUUGUCACCACUUGAAUGAACUGAAGUGAAGCUUUUCUGUAAAUCUUUGUAUUAAAACCAGCGUUUAGGUCUCCUGAAAUGUAGUUUGUAUAGAAAUAUAUACACUGUAGAUGGAGACUACAGAGAGAGGGAUGUGGGCCUCUUUUUGCUGGUUGGGACGAGCCUCCACUGAGCCCUGUAAUGAAGUGACUGUGUGUGCCAGAUGACUGCUCACAAGUAUUAGGUCAGAGUAUUAGGCCAGAGUGUGUGUGUAUAUGUAUGUGUCUGUCAGUGUGCAAGUAUCUGAACGUCAUGUGUGUGUGUGUGUGUGUGUGUGUGUUCGUGUGUGUGUGUUCGUGUGUGUGUGUUCGUGUGUGUGUUCGUGUUCCUAAAUGCUGCAGGUUAAAGACCGGGAACGUAAGGCUGCUUCAACAGACGUUUAUAUUAAAAACAGGAAAUCUGUGGAAUUAUACUUUCAUAGAUUAGCUUUGUGAUACAUUUUCUAGUGAUUCACAUAAACUGUGCCAACUUCAUAAAAAAGAACCCCUUCCCUGUGACACUAUAGUAUGCUCUGUCCUACCAUGUCAUUGCAACCAAACAGCAAUAUCUGUUUUAUUUUUGUAAUGUAAAGAACAUUUUUGUAUCAUAGAAUUAUGUACAAUAUCCUUUACCUACGUUUUCAUGAAAUAUCCACUAUGAAUGUUGACGUGUCGAUACCUGUGUAAUUGUGUAAGUGCUGCUUAAAUAAGCAGUGAUUGACAAAAGUCAUUCAGUGAAAUGACAAUUUGUGUUGUGAGUAUUCAAACUUUUGUGAAAUAGCUUUCAAGAAGACAGCUUUAUAUUAAAAUACCUUUUAA
This is a messenger RNA of Salvelinus sp. IW2-2015, 2772 nucleotides long. RefSeq names its product phospholipid phosphatase 3. The record is from RefSeq and is a predicted model, not a curated record. Gene Ontology annotation, molecular function: phosphatidate phosphatase activity. Lineage: Eukaryota; Metazoa; Chordata; Actinopteri; Salmoniformes; Salmonidae. Gene Ontology annotation, biological process: phospholipid metabolic process; phospholipid dephosphorylation; signal transduction. Gene Ontology annotation, cellular component: plasma membrane.